UAGAAAUGCAUUGUAUCAGGUAAACUUGAAAGAACUUUCAUUACUGUACUGGAGAAGUACCGCAGGUUCUCCACAUGUAUGAAUCGGAGCCGUGGACAAAAAGUAACACAUGCCGCCGAACUCACGUCGGGUUCUUCAUUUAAGUUGGAUCAACACAUCUGCUUGUCAACUGACAGCAACAUCGAAAUUGACAAAAGAGAAGGUCACCUGCACAUCUCAAAAUGAACUUCCUCUUGGAGACUCUCCGCUUGAUACUGUUUACCAUCUACUACCCUGUGGAAGCCCUCAUAAAGUUACUCAUCCCACCCAAGAUGAAAGAUGUGUCUGGUGAAAUAGUGCUCAUAACUGGGGCAGGGAGUGGUAUCGGUAGGCUUAUGGCCCUCGAGUUUGCCUCGCUUGAUGUUACGCUGGUCCUGUGGGACAUCAACGAGGACGGGUUAAAAGAGACUGCAAGGCAGUUGAAAGACAAAGGAGCAUCAAGCGUAUAUUACUACCAGUGUGACUGCAGUGACAGGGUAGUGGUAUACAAAGUGGCAGAUCAGGUUAAAAAUGAAAUUGGUGAUGUCACCAUACUAAUAAACAAUGCAGGCAUUGUGAGUGGCAAGAAAUUCAUGGAAACUCCUGAUGCACUCAUUGAGAAGACCCUCAGAGUUAACGCAAUGUCCCACUUUUGGACAUAUAAAGCAUUCCUGCCCACUAUGAUAGCUAAGAACCACGGACAUCUGGUCAGUGUUGCUAGUUCUGCAGGCUUGAUAGGGGUCAAUGGACUGGCAGAUUAUUGCGCAAGCAAGUUUGCUGCUGUGGGUUUUGCUGAGUCGGUAGCCCUCGAGCUAACAGCUGAGGGAAAAGAUGGAGUCAAAACUACUAUCGUCUGUCCAUACUUCAUCAAUACGGGGAUGUUUGAUGGCUGUGGAACAAAGUGGCCCCGACUGCUGCCCAUCUUGAAACCAGAGUAUGUUGCUAAGAGGAUCGUCAGUGGGAUUCUAUCAGAUCAAGUUUACAUUUUGCUUCCAUGGUCCUUGUACAUUUUGCUGGCUGUGAAAUGUUUGGUUCCCCACAAGCAAUCAGUCAUCCUUGGUAUGUACUUCGGAGCCUUCAAUUUCAUGGACGCUUUCAAAGGACGAGAAAAGAAACAGGACUAAACAAUUUAGUAGAUGUCAAUAUUGUAAUGCUUAAUAAAGUUUGCUUGUCAUUUUUAA
Molecule: messenger RNA, 1199 nt
Organism: Triplophysa dalaica
Lineage: Eukaryota; Metazoa; Chordata; Actinopteri; Cypriniformes; Nemacheilidae
Gene: sdr16c5a
Product: short chain dehydrogenase/reductase family 16C, member 5a
Exons: 7
Coding region: 222-1142 (306 amino acids)
Cellular component (GO): lipid droplet
Molecular function (GO): oxidoreductase activity, acting on the CH-OH group of donors, NAD or NADP as acceptor
Source: RefSeq, a predicted model, not a curated record